AUCUUAAUGCAGUUCAACUUUAUUGCUUUUUAAAACAUGGUGCCAUAUGCUUUGAAAAAUGGGCUGUAACUUUCCUUCUCCUUGCUUCCCUUUGUGCAUCAUUCUAAAACUUCACCGUGGUUGAGUCCGUUCAAAGAUUUAUAUUCUAGAACAUUGAAGGCAUUUGUUUGUAGCAAAAUCUGAUCUGGCGAUCCUGUUCUUGAAUGGUAGCUUUGAUCGACACUUGACUUUAUUCCAAACCUCCUCUGUUUAAAUUUAGGGGCUCCUUGAUUGUGGAUUUUAUUCUUGAGGAAGAUAUUCUGCCUUCUUACACUUUAGAUGACUUAUGUUGGUCUUUUAAGUGUGUGGUGUUGUUGGGUUUACGAGUCACUUGUUUCAGGACCGCGGAGAGCGACGCGCCUCCUUUUCAUCUUUUGUUUCUCCCACUUGCAUUACUGAUGCCUCUAUUAAUAUUAUCCAAACGUAUAUCCAUGUUAUCAUUUCUCUGACAAUCUAAAAUGUAUGAGAUCAUGAUUUUGUGCAAGAUCUUAACUGUGGGGUGGGUAAAUGACAUCAUGAACAAACUUGACUCUCCUUGAGAACUUAAAAUAUUUGAAUGUCAAAUAUUUGCCACUGUUCUCUUGAAUGACACAUUUUUGUAGCGACAUGCAUUUAAAUGCUGUCCAGGAAGUGAAAUCCCUCUUUUGGUCUCUAGGUGCCGCUCUAGGUCAAUGUAGGGAUAAGAAGUGGAAAAACAUCUGAGUGAGAGGCUGCAUGUUUCAGUCAGUCUCAUUUUGUGUCGUCCAAAGACGCCUCGACAGAACCGCUCCUUCCUUUACCCACAAACUCGAUCCACUUCAUUUGUAUAACGAUAAAAAAAAAUACGAUGUUGGGGCUUUUGGUUUUCUUUUGGAAGCUGCUUUUUUUCUGCCUGUUUUUCGCGGAUGUGGCCGUCGCUCACGUUCGUUAUUCCAUACCCGAGGAAAUGACUAUCGGAUCUAUUGUUGGGAAUAUCGCGCGGGAUCUCGGUUUGGAUAUGAAGAGACUGAAAUCCGGGCGUGCCACAAUAUUUACAGAGGACAGCAGUGAGUACAUUGCUCUCAAUUUGGACAAAGGAACGCUUGAAAUUAAGCAGAGAAUAGACCGAGAGGAGAGGUGCGGCCAAGUGUCUCCUUGCUCUCUGCAUUUCCAAAUCAUCCUAAAUAACCCCAUGGAGCUCCAUCAUGUCGAUGUAGAAAUUCUUGACAUAAAUGAUAACGCUCCCGUUUUUUCGAAGAGGGAAAUGAAUUUUGAAAUCAGUGAAUCUGCUGUUAAGGGGGCUCGUUUUUCACUCGAUAGUGCCAAAGAUCCAGACGUAGGCUCCAAUACUCUGCAUACGUAUAAGCUUAGCCCCACAGAUCAUUUUAAAUUAAAUAUACUUGCUCGCCCUGAUGGCACCAAAUAUGCAGAAAUGAUACUUGAUGCUUUAUUGGACAGAGAAAUUCAGGAGGCGCAUAAAUUGACUCUCACGGCAUAUGAUGGCGGCGACCCUCCUAAAUCAAGCUCUGUAAAAAUAAACGUCAUUGUAUUGGAUAAUAAUGACAAUGCACCAGUUUUCAGUCAACCUCGUUACAGAGUAUCUGUACCUGAAAACGCACCGAGAGGAACGAUUAUUUUACAAGUUACUGCAACCGAUGCAGAUAAAGGAACAAAUGGGGAGGUAGUAUAUUCAUUCUCGCAGAACAGCGACGUGACCUCGUCUAUGUUUAACAUCCACGAAAAUACGGGGGAAAUCUCCGUGAUGGGUGAGCUCAAUUACGAAAAAGUCAAACAGUAUGAAAUAGACGUCGAGGCAACAGAUAAAGGGGGUCUGCGGGAUACGUGUAAGGUGUUAAUCGAAGUGGGUGAUUUAAAUGACAAUGCACCUGUCAUAAGCAUCCUUUCAUUGUCCAAUCCAAUACCAGAGGAUUCGCCCCUAGAAACAACAAUAGCCAUGCUAAAUAUUAAAGACUUGGACUCUGGUAAAAAUGGCGAAGUUAAGUGUUUUCUUAGCCAAGAUUUCCCCUUCACAAUCAAAUUGUCAUCACUUAAUUUCUACAGCUUGGUGUCCGAUGACGUUUUAGACCGAGAAGCUGUACCGGAAUAUAACAUAACAAUAACAGCAAUAGAUGAGGGCACCCCGCCCCGCUUGACUAACAAGACUAUCCAAUUGAAAAUAUCAGAUGUAAAUGAUAAUGCCCCAGUGUUUCAACAGGCAUCUUAUUCAGCCUCCACGACAGAAAAUAACGCCCCUGGCGUGCCGCUUCUUGCCGUCAAAGCCAACGAUAAAGACUCUGGAAACAAUGCGCGCAUUUCCUAUUUCCUUGAAGACGUCAAACUUAACGGGAUGUCAGCUUCUGCUUUUUUUACGGUGAAUGCAGAGACUGGGGAGAUACUGGCUGUGCGCUCUUUUGACUAUGAGCAAACUAAAGAGUUCUACAUCCGAGUCAGAGCGCAGGAUGGAGGCUCCCCUCCUCUUAGUAGCAACACAAGCGUUCGCAUCCUGAUUCAGGACCAGAACGACAACGCCCCUCAGGUGCUGUACCCGGUCCAGACGGGCGGCUCGCUGCUGGCCGAAAUGGUGCCUCGUUCGGCAGACGUGGGCUACCUGGUGACCAAAGUGGUGGCCGUGGAUGUGGACUCUGGCCAGAACGCCUGGCUCUCCUAUCAAGUGCACAAAGCCACAGACAGGGCGCUGUUUGAAGUGGGCCUCCACAAUGGAGAAAUCCGAACAGUCCGCCAAGUUACUGAUAAAGAUGCUGUCAAACAAAGACUGACUGUUGUGGUGGAGGACAACGGGCAGCCCUCUCGUUCAGCCACAGUUAUCGUGAAUGUGGCGGUGGCCGACAGCUUCCCUGAAGUGCUCUCGGAGUUCACUGAAUUGAGUAUGCACGACAAGGAGUAUAAUGACAAGCUGACCUUUUACUUAGUCUUGGCGCUGGCCGUGGUCUCCUUCCUCUUCAUCACCUGCUUGCUGCUCAUCAUAUCCAUCAAAGUGUACAAGUGGCGUCAAGAGCGCCUUUUUUUCAAAUCAAAUGGCAAUCUUCCGGUGAUUCCUUAUUACCCGCCCCUUUACGCUGACGUAGACGGCUCCGGUACGUUGAAGCAAGCGUUCAGCUAUGACGUAUGCGGAACUACCGAUUCCAGGAAGAGCGACCUGAUGUUUUCCCACCAACUCAAUCAAAAUACCCUGAGUGGUGACCAUUGUAGAACAGUACUGAGGGCCAAAGCAGAUGCAGAAACUUUGGUGGCAGAGCAAAAGCCACCCAACAAUGACUGGCGUUUUAACCAGGGAGCAAGACCAGGACCCAGUGGUCCCCACAUGCCAUACGGUACUCAUAUACGAUGGACGCCGAAGAGUGGCACAAGGGUUGCCGGAGGACCUGAGGUUGCCAUGGGAACCGGACCCUGGCCCCAACCCCCAACUGAAGCUGAGCAGCUCCAGGCCCUGAUGGCUGCGGCUAAUGUGAGCGAGGCGAGCGGUACCCUCGGACCCGGCACGAUGGGCCUGAGCACCCGUUACAGCCCCCAGUUCACCCUCCAGCACGUGCCCGACUACCGGCAGAAUGUGUACAUCCCCGGCAGCACGGCCACGCUCACCUCCAACCCCCAGCAGCAGCAGCAGCAGCAGGCCAUGGCCCAGCAGGCCAGCCAGCAGGCGCUACCCCCGCCCCAGUCCGGCCAGCCCGAGCCCCCGAAAGCCGCCCAGACUCCCGCCUCCAAGAAGAAGUCCACCAAGAAGGAGAAGAAGUAGAAAGGGAGGAGGGGGAUUGCUCCAUCGGGUCUGACGAGAGCUGAAACCCCCCACACCCCACCAUGAAGUAUCGCACGAUGAACACUUCUGACGGUUGUUUGGAAGUGUCCUGAAGGCCUUCAGGAGUCUGAACAUGCCGAAUGCUUCUGCAUGUAAUCAGUCGAUAUUUGUUGGCUGGGUAUGGGGGGUUAUUGUGAUUUAUUAUCCUUUCCUUCUCUUUUCUUUUGACUAAGACAAGAAACCUCCCAAGGUUGACAAGUGAUGUAUUCAGAGAAAUGUUUUUGUCUCUCAUGUUGGAUUUAUUGUGCUCUUUCCCUCACGCGGAAAGUCAGCUGUUGUGAGUACGCGAGUCGCCAUGAUAUUUCGAUGUAGGCUCGGCCUUUGCAGGAUCUUCAAGCAUACCUUUUGCGGAGAUAAGGCUGCUCUUUUACCGCUAUUACAAACUUGUCUGCAUGCUCUUUAAAGGUUCAAACCACAAUGUUCUAGUUUAGAUUUGCUAACUAUGCAUCGCAAAAGCAAAAGAGGAGGAUGGCACGCCCCCUCCCCUACUCCCCUGCCAAAUCGCUGGUAAACAGAAUGCACAUGUAGCAUUUACCUGGCAAAAAAUGACUUUUGUAACCAUAGUUUCAAAAAGUAAGACAUUAACUUCCUGUAAUGACCUGAGCAUGUAUCCACAAUGUGAGGUGUCCGGCUGGCCCCUCCCCCAACCCAACCACUCACUGGCCUACAUUGAGAGCCCUGAAGUUUUGCACUGACGUAAGGUGUAAACCACAUUCAGAUGAAGUAUUUGCUCCCGCUGUUGACAUUAUUUUGCAUGCUGCAAUGGAAAAAUUGUACGCCUAAGCUAUGAAGUCCGUCUGGUCAGCGGGAAUGAUUGGGGGUUCUGGUGACUGCUCCCAAAUCCUUGUUCCAUCGGCUUGACAGGGUGGGCAACCUGGACUCCAACCGCUGAAUGUACAGAGGACCUACCGUUGCCCCACCCACCACUAGCUCAAAUACACUGGCCCAGACUAGGGUCAAGGGUUCAGCGAGGCGAUACCACUCAUCAUCCUCGUCCUUCGCCACUAUCAAAAAUCCUCUCCCGCCCCCAUCCGCUCACUUGUAAAUAAACACAAGUUCUGUUGAUGGUAUGAGCCAGGUGUUUGUGUUGUAGGGACCCCCGCCGUCCAACCUUUUCCAAAAUCAAGUCCUUCCCCACAAAAGCGUGGCUCACUACUGGAAUGUGUUGCGUUUUGUUUUCCAAGAAAAUUAAGAAAACCACAGAUUUAAAAAAAAAAAAAAAAAAACAAUUAUAAAUGAAAAUUUGAGAUGUUCAACAGUUUGUGUUGCAAUGUAGUAACUAAGCACCAUGCCAACUAACUCUUCAGUGUAAAUAAAACAAAAGAUAACUUUAGAUAAGUGACACACGUAGACUAGUUAACUUGUGAUAUGUGUUGCGCAUAUUUUUGUGUUCAUUUUCUCUUCGAUCUUUUAUCACCCUGUAAAGAAACAACAAAAAAUAUGAAUAUGUUUCUAUCCUUCUGUAACCUCUCAAUGUUCUUUUUGCGGUGAUUUGAUCUCGUGCAUUCUCUUUCUGUCCAUAUGAACAAAUGACUAUAAAUAUUAUAUAUGUGUAUGUUCGUCCGCUGCUGAAUUAAUACUACUCUACCCUGCUGUAUUAUCUUUCUUAUCAAAUGCUUAGCCCCUCCCCUCCCCACGCUUUAUCCCUGUGUUACUCUUAUUUUUAUGCUAAUAUUUAUAUUGCUGUUUUAUUUUCUCUUGAACACUGACAUUUCAAAUAAAAAGAUUAUGAAAUCAGC
Messenger RNA from Syngnathus acus (greater pipefish), 5550 nucleotides. RefSeq names its product protocadherin gamma-C5-like. Bases 866 to 3751 code for a protein of 961 amino acids. Gene Ontology annotation, biological process: homophilic cell-cell adhesion. Gene Ontology annotation, cellular component: plasma membrane. Lineage: Eukaryota; Metazoa; Chordata; Actinopteri; Syngnathiformes; Syngnathidae. The transcript is spliced from 5 exons. Gene Ontology annotation, molecular function: calcium ion binding. The record is from RefSeq and is a predicted model, not a curated record.